UUGAGUGUCUAUGAAGCAGUGCUUUUUAAGGACUAUCCCCGCUUCCUGUGUCUUUAAAGUGCUGUGGGAGUCUCUCCUAACUACAGGAGGGGGUUGUUGUGCGCCACUUGGAGGUGUUUGCCUGCCUCAAAGGAGCGAUGCAUAUUGAAGGCACAGGAGUCCCCGUUUGAGCUGGAUUCACGCAAAUUCUCGUCACCAGUGUGUAGAGAUACGGAAAGGAAAGGGGGAUACACACAUGGAUGGACAGACGGACGCUGCAAUCUGCAUUCAUUUGACAGCCGGUGCGCGACAUUUGUGGACAUAAUGGGGAAUACGACACCGAAACCGUUAAUAGAUGCGACUCUGCAACCCCGCCCUGUGGCAAGCAGGCAGUACUACACCUUGCCGAACCAUGGGUCCGGAGUUGAGAGACGGUCGGCACAUCCAUUUAGCAUCAGUAUGGAGUCGCCCCGCUUUCACCCCAACGCUAAGGGUAAGAAUAUCAGGCUGGACGGGCAGCUUCGCCGCGCCAUUCGCAAGAACAGCUUCUGCAAUGGCAUCACCUUCAGCCACCGCCCUGUCCACCUCUACGAGAAGGUGCGUCUUCGUCUCACUGGUGUGCACACGGGCUGGAGUGGAGCUCUGCGCUUCGGUUUCACCAGUCUGGACCCCAGCGAGUUGAUCGCAUCAGACAUCCCCAAGUACGCCUGCCCAGAUCUGGUGACGCGGCCCGGAUACUGGGCAAAGGCGCUGCCUGAGAGACUUGCCCUGAAAGACAACGUGCUGGCAUUCUGGGCUGAUCGUCACGGAAGGGUCUUCUACAGUAUCAAUGACGGAGAGCCAAUCCUCUUCCACUGUGGGCUCAGCAUCGGCUGCCCGCUCUGGGCCAUCAUAGAUAUCUAUGGUAUCACUCAGGAGGUCACACUGCUGGAAAGCACGUUUGCUGAGAGUGUUGGAUCCAGCUGCCUGAGCGCGGCCCGCCUGAGUGCCUAUCUGCCACAAAGCAGCCACGACUCUGCCAAUUACAGCAACAAUCAGCUGGAGAACAACCAGGCGGCCGCUGCCAAAAUGGCCAACAUCCAGCUCAGUAACUACACUCAGCUUAUCCCUUGUUGCUCUUCCACCUCUUCCUCCACAACGCCAUCCUCAUCUGCCUCCACCGGAUUCAGCGUCUCUCGUGUGGUCCGCAGCCUUCCCUCUCCGCUGGAUAACGACUUGCACUUUCACCCCAUCCGCGGCUCUGACGUCAUACUGUCCGCAGACCGCUUAGCCGCCUGUAUCCACUUUCUGGACAGCAGUCGGACUCUUGUGUUCAGUGAUCGGCCGCUGCACAUGGGAGAGACUUUGUAUGUGGAGGUUGGCCAUCUGGGUCUGCCUUACUUCGGGGCGCUUUUGUUUGGUUUGACAUCAUGUGACCCAGCUAGUCUUCAUGCCGGGGACCUGCCGGCCGACCCUGAGGUUCUCCUGGACCGUAAGGAGUACUGGGUGGUGCACCGCGACUUCCCUAUGCCGUGCGCCGGCGAUGUGCUUAGCUUCAGCCUGCUACCCAGUGGAGAGGUGCACCAUGGUGUGAACGGAGUUGGACGAGGCAGGCUCCUUUGCGUGGAUUCCUCUCAGGUGCUGUGGGCCUUCUUCGCCCUGCAUGGGGCUGUCAACAGACUCAGGAUACUUGGAACACUGCAGGCUAGUCCUCCCUCCAUUUCCCCAGGCACUUCCCAGAGCAGCAGUCCAGAUGACAGUGAUUCAGACCCGGCCUUCAGCGUCAACAGAUCCUCCUCUGCAUCUGAAUCCUCUCUAGUGACGGCUCCCAGCUCCCCUCUCAGCCCUCCAGUCUCUCCCAGCUCAGAGUUGCCUCCUUCUGACAAAAACGGGGAAUGCACCAUUUGCUUCGACCAGGAAGUGGACACGGUCAUUUAUACGUGCGGCCACAUGUGUCUUUGCAACGACUGCGGACUGAAACUCAAGCGGCAGAUCAAUGCAUGCUGCCCGAUAUGCAGGAGGCCCAUCAAGGAUGUCAUCAAAACGUAUCGGCCGUGAUGGUUGUCGGCACUGUGAUGUCAGCCUCCUUUUGUCAGGCUUGUCUGGGCGCCAAAUGCAGAUUAGCCAUACAAGGACAGAAUGUGCCUAUAGGAUUUGAUAUGGUAAAUCAUCUCUGGAAAAAGACUGUCAGAACUGCAAUGACGCUCAUCUUAGUGAAUAGAUGCAUACAGUACAUGAGCUUCUCUACAGUGUUUUUGGUAAAUAAUUACCCGCCACUGUUCUUUUGUAAAUCAAUGUCAUUAUUUCUCCUCUUAUGUUCCCAUAUAUAUUUACAUAAUUCAAUUCAUCCAGUAUUUUAUGCUUCAGCGGGAAAAUAUAUUACUUUAGUGCCUUCUAUUGAGACAUCUCUGUCUAAUUCUUUAAGUGACAAUCCAGGCUAUAUUUUGUAAUGAUAUUAAAGGCUUGUGGGUGGAAAAAAGACAGAAGAAUUGAAGCAAUAAAAGGAACCGUGGUAAGUCGAAGGUGUGUAUGUACCCUACAUGUGGUCACGGACUGAAAGUGUCAUUGAAUGGAUUGGACGUGUGUCAUUUCAGGUACCUCUGUAUGUUCUAUUCAAAGUUUCAAUUAUUGUUUUGAUAAAAAAAAAAAAUCGAACGCAAUCAGCUCAUUGUAUGUGUGAUUAAAAAUAUCAGAUUUGGUGUGUUCUUUUGCAGUGGAUUUAAUUACAUUUGAAAUCACGCAGGCAAAAAAAUGGUGUAA
Molecule: messenger RNA, 2718 nt
Organism: Dunckerocampus dactyliophorus (ringed pipefish)
Lineage: Eukaryota; Metazoa; Chordata; Actinopteri; Syngnathiformes; Syngnathidae
Gene: neurl1b
Product: neuralized E3 ubiquitin protein ligase 1B
Exons: 6
Coding region: 304-2016 (570 amino acids)
Biological process (GO): ubiquitin-dependent endocytosis
Cellular component (GO): early endosome
Molecular function (GO): ubiquitin protein ligase activity
Source: RefSeq, a predicted model, not a curated record